CGUAUCAUAUGCAGCCGUGUGGACAAGUGCAUUACACUCAAGAAUCGUUGUUUUCUUUACAGCGCUCUGAUAUUUUGUGUCUCCAGUUGUUAUCGCACGUUACGUAUAUCGUAGAAUUUCUUAAGGCUUAACAAGACCGGCUCGUGUAUAGAUAUACACUGAAACAGUUUUUACGAGAUCUGCUCUGUCAUUAUCUCUCGAAACCAAUAUAUAGUUGCCAUAACAUCAGCACCGACCAUAACAAACGUUGAUUUGUCGUCGCGCAAGAAAUAACAUAUUUCCAGUUAAGAAGUUACACAACCAUGAGUCGAGUAAGACUCAAAUCUCUUGACUCUCUUCUCUUGGGCUCAAGCCUUGAGCAGUUUAACAAGCAACGCAGAGAUGGAACGUGUUCCGAACGAUUUUUAUACGUCGGUUUACGAUGACAGUACGAUCGAGGUUAUGCGGAAGGAAUUUUCUCGCCUGCACGACGAACAUUAUCUGGAUCAUGCUGGAGCUACUUUGUACUCGGAAACGCAAAUCAAGAGGAUCGGUAAUGACAUGCUUACCUCUCUAUACGCGAAUCCUCAUUCAGCUGGCACCGCUGGUUUUUUGUCACAUGAAAUUGUUGAACGAACACGAUAUAGGUUAUUGGAUCAUUUUCAUGCAUCGCCGGACGAAUAUGAGCUUGUUUUUACAUCGGGUGCAACUGCGGCGUUGAAAAUCGUCGCAGACACAUUUCGAUUCAGAGACGUCGCUACUCGUGGUCAAGAGACCGGGAGCUUCAUUCAUCUGGUGGACAAUCAUACAUCCGUUUUGGGAAUGCGAGAUUUGGUCACUGAAAGAGGAGGCAAAGUUUCGUGUCUAAGCCGUGAAAAAGCUUUCAAAAUUUUUGCUGAAAGUUCCCAACCAAAAAUCACACAGCCUACGAAACAAUGGACGAACUCACUAUUCGUUUACUCUGCUCAAUGCAAUUUCACUGGUUUCAAAUAUCCUCUUUCAUGGAUACGUAAAGUUCAAGAUGGAAUUCUGGAUUUUAAGAAUGAUGGGAACUCUGGAAAGUGGCAUGUGCUCCUCGACGCUGCUGCAUACGCCGCCACGAACGAUCUCGAUCUCUCCAAAUUCAAACCCGAUUUUGUCGCUCUUUCUUUCUACAAAAUGUUCGGUUAUCCAACCGGCACGGGCGCACUCCUUGUUCGAAAAUCCAGCGCCGAUGCUCUACAAAAAAUCUACUACGGCGGUGGAACCGUAAAUUUGGCACUCAGUUUAAAAAACUUUCACGUUAAACGCGACGUUUUUCAUGAAAGAUUCGAAGACGGAACUUUGCCUUUUCUUUCUAUAAUAUCGCUCCAACACGGUCUGGAUGCCCUGGCAUUAAUACCGUUGGAUGAUAUAUCGAGACACGUAUUCUCACUGGCGCGUUAUUUGCAUCAUUCGUUGGCGACGAUGCACCAUCGAAAUAAAAAGCCAGUGGCAAAAAUUUAUAGUGACACGAAUUACGAGAAUCGUGAAACGCAAGGUGGCAUCGUGAGCUUCAAUCUGUUGAGAUCGAGCGGCGAUUACGUUGGUUACACGGAGAUCGUUAACAUGGCUUCUCUAUUCAAGAUCUAUCUUCGUACCGGUUGUUUCUGCAAUCCUGGAACCUGUCAGCGACAAUUGGGACUUUCUGACGAAGACGUUAUGAACAAUUUCGAAGCUGGUUACACCUGUGGCGGCUCGCGUGAUCUUAUCAAUGGAAAACCGACGGGCGCGGUAAGAAUUUCUUUCGGAUAUAUGUCAUCACGAGAAGAUGUUGAAGCAGUGCUUUCCAUGAUCCGGAAAUGUUUUCUCGAUUCUUCGGAAACUUCAAGGCUUCCGGAACAUCCAGCUAACUUCCAAUCCUCACUCCAAAAACUUUCCAUCAAUGACGAAUCUGAAAGUAUACAAAACGGAUAUGAUGCCGAACAGAAAGAAAUUUCCUUGCAUGGUAAUCAUGCGGUAGGACAGCAAUUGAUUCGAAAUGGAGUGAACGAUGUCGGUAGAGAAUCUGUCUCUGAGAAUAUUGGAAUUGAAGGAAAUUUGCGAUUGUCACGCCUGUUUAUAUACCCGAUCAAAUCUUGCGCCGCUUACGAAAUCAAGGAUUCCUGGCCCUUGGGCGAACGAGGGUUGCAGUUCGAUCGCGAAUGGAUGAUCGUCACUUCCUCUGGUGUUGGCUUGUCCCAAAAACAGCUUGUUAAAUUGUGCCUGCUCCAACCGACAAUAUCUCGAGAGAAGAAUGUUUUGGUCUUGGAUUAUCCUGGCAUGCCGUCAGUUCAAGUCCCCUUGGAAAUCACUACGCAAAAAUCACACAGUGGCGAAUUAUGUAGAAGUCGAGUCUGUGGUCAUAGAGUCGAGGGACUGGACUGUGGAGCCGAAGUAUCUGAAUGGCUUAGUUUGGCUCUGGGACGACCAAAUUUACGACUAAUUCGUCAGAAUAAUAGGAAAAAAAAUAUUAUAGAUCUGAUGAAGCCAGAGUUAUCGUUUUCAAGUCAAGCACAGUAUUUGCUCAUAAACGAAUCGAGUGUGCAAUGGCUACUGGAAAAAUUGCCAAAAGAUUCUGACUGCUUGCAGGAAACGAUUUUGUAUCGAUUUAGAGGAAACAUGGUUUUGUGUGGGAGCCUGCCAUUUCGAGAAACAACGUGGUCACAAAUUCAAAUUGGAAAAUACAAAUUCAAAGUGGACAGCCCUUGCACCAGGUGUCAAAUGGUGUGUAUCGAUCAAACAACAGGAAAAAAAACAGUAGAGCCUUUGCGAUUAAUCGCUGAAGAGUUCCAUGGAAAAGUGCAAUUUGGUGUUUAUCUCAGCCGAGAAAAAAGUGAGCCUGUAAUUAUAAAUAUAGGUGAUUCGAUAACUGUCAUGUAAAAAAUUUUAGUACAUCUAAAAUCGCUCUCUUUAUCGAACAAAAUGUUUGUGCAUAUGAAGUUCAAAAUUUAAGAAUCUGAAUGGAAGGGCUGAAUAGAAAGGUCAUGCAUUUUCAAUUGGCAAAUAAGAAAUUUAUUUGUCUACAUUGAAGAGAUAAAUAUAUAUACAUAUUUACAUACAUAUAGGAAAAUGAUGUUAAGUCGUUGUUUUAAAAAAAAAAAUAAAUUAACCAUUCAUACCUAUGAAUGAUAAAAAUAUAAAUAUCACAUGAUUGUGCAAUUAA
Molecule: messenger RNA, 3142 nt
Organism: Venturia canescens
Lineage: Eukaryota; Metazoa; Arthropoda; Insecta; Hymenoptera; Ichneumonidae
Gene: mal
Product: maroon-like
Exons: 7
Coding region: 382-2859 (825 amino acids)
Biological process (GO): Mo-molybdopterin cofactor biosynthetic process
Molecular function (GO): molybdenum ion binding; molybdenum cofactor sulfurtransferase activity; pyridoxal phosphate binding
Source: RefSeq, a predicted model, not a curated record